Molecule: messenger RNA, 11671 nt
Organism: Poecilia reticulata (guppy)
Lineage: Eukaryota; Metazoa; Chordata; Actinopteri; Cyprinodontiformes; Poeciliidae
Source: RefSeq, a predicted model, not a curated record
UUGUGUGUUUACAUGGUCCUUUAAAAUCAUAAAAAGAAAUACCAGUGAUUAUUACACGGCGCUAUCAUCUGACAGAAUGUGCAACCAGGGCAUGGUUCUCUUAGUCAUAACUGUUCAGGAUGGCUUAUCUUGGCACCGCAUCGACGGAGGGGAAACGACGACGGUAAGGCAUUAACCAGCCGUGUAAAUGAUUGAAUAAAUCACUGUGACAUUUUUGGGCUGGGGCUCAUAAAGUUUUGAAGGAGCAGCAUCCACUUCAGACUUUGAUCAGAACAUGCUGGACAGUACAGUUCAGGUGUGAGAAGAGUCACAAGGUUUCCUGUCAGCCUGGUGACAGCUUUUACCCAGGUGAGUUUCUUCAACUCAAAUUGCCUCGCGGUUUUAAUUCUCAAAACUUGCCGUCAAAGCACUCAAUCGGGUUGCUUCUGAAGAGGGUUGACGUUUUUCAUUUCUAGUUUUAAAGGCCUGGGGUUGCGAUGGCGGUACGCCGCUCGUCGUUUUGGGCGGCUGUGCUGCUCCUGGCCUCCUUGGAUCUCUGGUGCUCCUCUUCCUCGCCUCCCUGUCCGGAAUCCUGCGUUUGCCGAGGAGCUCUGCUGCUGAACUGCUCCUCGGCUGGCCUGUCCUCUGUACCGCAGCCCGUCCAGGACCCCAUCGCCGAGCUCGACUUGUCUCAUAACCUCCUCAGCUCUAUCGCUUUUCAUCAACCGCAUCCCAACCUCAGGAACCUGUGGCUGGGGAACAACAGCAUCCCACACUUGUCUCUCUGCAUAGAGAGAUCCGUCACGGCUCGACGUCUCGGGCGUCGCUCGGCGGCCGGGAGCCGGUCCAGGUGCCUGAGCUGGGCCCCCGCCUUGCAGCUGCUAUCAGCUGAGAGGAACCUGCUGGAGCAGCUGCCACGGGGCCUGGAUGCUGUCGAAUCCUUACAGGUCCUGGAGCUGUCUUUCAACAGGAUCUCAAGUCUUGAACUGGGAGUCCUUGGUGGCCUUCAUCAGCUGCAGGAGCUUCACUUACAGCAUAACCUGAUUACACAUCUGGAUCCACAGAUGUUUCAGAAUUUAGAGCAACUCAAGGUUCUUGACCUGAGGUUCAACAUGUUGACAACCAUGCAGCAAUUGACAUACAUCACUUUGCGCAACAUUGAAGCAGAUGUUAAGCUGGGUGGAAACAGGUGGCGCUGUGACUGCAACAUGCGUAGUACAAGGAGGCAGAUGGCUUAUGACGGCACCAGAGGCAUGAGGACCUGGAACAUCAUAUGUUCUGAGCCUUCCAUCAUCUCGGGCAAAGACCUUCUGCAGCUGGAUGAGGAGGACCUGACAUGCUUAAGCUCUGAAAACAACUUAAAUUUUCACCGAGACGUGACGGUGUACAGUGGCACUGAGAUCCUGCUCUCCUGCUCAGCACAAGAGUCAGAGUGGUGGACACCCGAUGGUCGAGCAUCUGCGAGCCAGCAAGGAGAUCGUCUGCUCAUCAGUGACUUUUCAGAGGGAGAUACGGGACUGUAUGUGUGUAUGUCUGAAGAAGACCACGUUCUGUCUGUUUUUAACCUCCAAAUCAGUAAAAUGAGAGGUGCAAGACAGGAAAGGAGCUUACCCGGGGUCCGCACUCAAGCGACUCCACAAACACCUAUAAGCGGGAAGGUUGGAGCGACAGCAGGGGGCUUCACUCAGUCUGACAUGGCUUUGGCAGUGUGUCUGUCGAUUUUAUUCACGUUCCUGUUGGCGUUCAUCCUCGGAGUCCUGGCGAGACCAUGUAUCAGUAGGCUUUGUAGAAGGGUCAUCAAAAAGAAAGACUCCCCAGCAACUCAUACCGUCACUUCUGCUCAACAGAGACAUUACGACAACCAGGCCUUUUCAAAUGCUGAAGAACCAGCAGAGAUAGGACCUCACAGGGAGAGAAGAGUCACUUUUAGCCAUUUAGAGGUCACAGAGGAAAGGAACAUGCAAUAUUAUGACACUGUUGCGAGUGGCGAUCAGCAGAGCAUUAGAAGCGACGAGGUGUUUGAGUAUCAAGAAGUCGAGGUUGACUUACGUGGGCGUCCCAGGCGGAGUGAUGACAGCAGCUCGGCUGAAUUGGCUGCAGAGCGCCUGCGCAACAUGAAGUUUGAACCUAUUCCUGACCCGGAUGAGCUUGAGGAGAGGAGAAGCCUUUCAUCAUCCUCAGAUUCUUCCCAAAGUGCAUCAGAAUCAGACCAAAUGACCAGAAAGCACACCAGGCCCAAGUCUGUUCAGCUGGUAGAAGAUUCGUUUCAGACGAGAGCAGAUAUAUCAAUAGGCACAAAAACAGAAACCCCACGAAUAUCCACGAAGGGCAAAAGUGAAUAUCCUGGAUCCUCUGCUCUACAUACAAAUAAGGCAAACACCACAGACUCUGAUAUUUCUCAGGGUGAUGGAGAACUAUUUGAAUUCAGCGAUGGUGCUCAAAGUCCCUCAGCCAAGAAUGGCUACGGUACCAAAAGUCUAGGAGAUGUACCGGAGUAUUCCUCUUCCGCUUCCUCUGAUUCAAGUGACAGUGACAGGGAGCCAAGGCAAACUAAGAUCAAACAAAAGACAAAAAAGAAGCAGAAGAAAGUUGCACAAAAAUCAAAACCUGGAACAAGUUCAUCAUCUUCUUCCCACAGUGAGAGCGAAGAAAAAGUCACAUAUGUUGAUGGUAGAGGCAGAAUCAACACUCAGCAGCUUCAAGAGUCCAAAACAAAAAUCGAUGAUUCAGAUGAAUAUUGGCCUGCUGUAGAUCUUCAGCACAUUCCUCGUCUCAAAAGGCGUCUAGAUGUCAAAGCAUUGCUACCAAGUUCUGAUUCGUCUUCUAGUAGUGAGAGUGAAGAUGAACCAAGAGGCCAUGUGACAAAAAAUACACGAGACGAGUUAAUAAUAGCAAGACGCCCCAUUAAUCAGUCUCAAAAAGUAAGCCCCAAGCCAGGAAACCAACUGCCUGGCUUUGAACUCAGAAAAACAUCCGCAAACAAGAGACCUCUUGACACCAAAGUACCAACAGCAGGUUCAGAUUCAUCAACCAGUAGUGACAGUGAUGAUGAAACUACUCACCUAAGAGUGAAGAAACCAGGAAGGUUGGAUGUUGCACAUCUGUCAUUUCAAAAAUCUCUCUCAAAAAGCAGUGAUCCAGCAGAUUCAACUUCCUCUUCCAGCAGUGACACCGAGGAUCAAGAAAAAGCCAAUGUGCUUAAACAGAGGAAAGAGAAUUUGUCAAAGAUUCAAACUAAAGUUUCUCCAACACUAAGUCCUAAACGAGACACAGAUUCAGAUUCAUCUUCUAGUAGUGACAGUGACCAUGACAUGAGAGACCAUAUAAGACAACAAGAGGAGUUGCCGAUAUCAAAGUCUCCAACUAAAGUAACUCAGACGGUAACCCAGAAAGCCCCAAGCCAGUGGCCUUCAAUUGAUCUUGGGAGAGUAACAAGAAUAAAAAGACGUCUGGAUAUCAAAGCACCAAAAGCACAUUCAGAUUCAUCAUCUAGCAGUGACAGUGAAGAUGAAGCAAGAGACCGACUGAUGAAACAAAAGCAAGAGGAGUUGCUGAUGUCAAGGCUUCCAGGUAAAGUUUCUCCAACAGUGCAUCCCAAACCAGAAAAUCGUUGGUCUGCAUCUGAACUUGGAAAAACAACCCAAAUCAAGAAACCCAUGGAUAUUAAAUCAUCAUCAACAGAUUCAGAUUCAUCUUCUAGUAGCGACAGUGACAAUGACAAAAAAGAUCAUGUGACAUCAAAAAAGCAAAUGGAUUUACAUAUCUCAAAACUUCCAACUACAGUAACUACAUCAAGUCAGAAACCAGAAAGCCAGUGGCCAGUACUUGAUUUUGGGAGAGUAACAAGGAUAAAAAGGCGUCUGGAUAUCAAAGCACCAAAAGCAGAUACAGAUUCAUCAUGUAGUAGUGACAGUGAGUAUGAAACAAAUCGUUGGUCUGCACCUGAACUUGGAAAAACAACCCAAAGCAAGAAAAAUGUGGAUAUCAAAGCAUCAUCAACAGAUUCAGAUUCAUCUUCUAGUAGUGACAGUGGUGAUGACAUGAAAUACCACAUAACACAAAAGAAGCAAGAGAAGAUGCAUAUCUCAAAACAUCCAAGUAGUGCAUCUAUGGCAAACCAAAAGCCAAACCAGUGGCCUUCCCUUGAUUUUGGUAGAACGACACGAAUAAAAAGGCGUCUGGAUAUCAAAGCACCAAAAGCAAAUUCAGAUUCAUCAUCUAGUAGUGACAGUGAGGAUGAAACAAGAGACCAACUGAUGAAACAAAAGCAAGAGGAAUUGCUGAUGUCACAGCUUCCAGGUAGAGUUUAUCCAACAGUGCAUCCCAAACCAGAAAAUCAUUGGGCUGCACCUGAACUUGGAAAAACAACCCAAAUCAAGAAACCUGUGGAUAUCAAAGCAGCAUCCACAGAGUCAGACUCGUCUUCCAGUAGUGACAGUGACAAUGAAAGAAAAGAUUAUAUGACAUCAAAAAAGCAAAUGGAUUUACAUAUCCCAAAGCUUCCAAGUAACGUAACUACAGCAAGUCAGAAACGGGAAAGCCAGUGGCCAGUACUUGACUUUGGGAGAGUAACAAGGAUAAAAAGGCGUCUGGAUAUCAAAGCACCAAAAGCAGAUACAGAUUCAUCAUCUAGCAGUGACAGUGAGUAUGAAACCCAAAUCAAGAAAAAUGUGGAUAUCAAAGCACUAUCAACAGGUUCAGAUUCGUCUUCUAGUAGUGACAGUGACAAUGAAAGAAACGGUCAAAUCACACAAAACAAGCAAGAGGAGUUAUAUAUUUCAAAACUUCCAGUUAAGGUAACUACAUCAACUCAGAAGCCAGCAAAUCAGUGGCCUACCAUUGAUUUUGGGAGAGUACAACGAAUCAAAAGACGUCUGGAUAUCAAAGCACCCACCGCCGUUCCAGAGUCAUCAUCUAGUAGUGACAGUGAGGAUGAAACAAGAGGCAAUGCGAUGAAACAAAAGCAAGAGGAAUUGCUGAUGUCCAAGCUUCCAAGUAGAGUUUAUCCAACAGUGCAUCUCAAACCAGAAAAUCGUUGGUCUGCACCUGAUCUUGGCAAAACAACUCAAAUCAAAAAACCUGUGGAUAUCAAAGUAUCAUCAACAGAUUCAGACUCGUCUUCUAGUAGUGACGGUGACAAUGAAAGAAAAGAUCAAAUCACACAAAAGAAGAAAGAGGAAUUAUACAUUUCAAAACUUCCAGUUAAUGUAACUACAUCAACCCAGAACCCAUCAAACCAGUGGCCUACCCUUGAUUUUGGGAGAGUAAAACGAAUCAAAAGACGUCUGGAUAUCAAAGCACCCACUGCAGAUUCAGAUUCAUCUUCAUCUUCCAGUAGUGACAGUGAGGAUGAAACAAGAGAUCAUGUGUUAAAAACAAAGCCAGAGGAAUUGCUGGUGUCCAAGCUUCCAAGUAAAGUUUAUCCAACAGUGCAUCCCAAACCAGAAAAUCUUUGGUCUGCACCUGAUCUUGGCAAAACAACCCAAAUCAAGAAACCUGUGGAUAUCAAAGUAUCAUCAACAGAUUCAGACUCAUCUUCUAGUAGUGACAGUGGCGGUGACAUGAAACACCACAUAACUCAAAAGAAGCCAGCAAACCAGUGGCCUACCCUUGAUUUUGGGAGAGCAACAAAAGUCAAAAGACGUCUGGAUAUCAAAGCACCUACAGCGGAUAAAGAUUCAUCAUCUAGUAGUGACAGUGAGGAUGAAACAAGAGGUCAUGUGAUGAAACAAAAGCAAGAUGAAUUGCUGAUGUCAAAGCUUCCAAGUAGAGUUUAUCCAACAGUGCAUCCCAAACCAGAAAAUCGUUGGUCUGCACCUGAUCUUGGCAAAACAACCCAAAUCAAGAAACCUGUGGAUAUCAAAGUAUCAUCAACAGAUUCAGAUUCGUCUUCUAGUAGUGACAGUGACAAUGAAAGAAAAGAUCAAAUCACACAAAACAAGCAAGAGGAGUUAUAUAUUUCAAAACUUCCAGUUAAGGUAACUACAUCAACCCAGAAGCCACCAAAUCAGUGGCCUACCAUUGAUUUUGGGAGAGUAAAACGAAUCAAAAGACGUCUGGAUAUCAAAGCACCCACCGCCGUUCCAGAGUCAUCAUCUAGUUGUGACAGUGAGGAUGAAACAAGAGGCCAUGUGAUGAAACAAAAGCAAGAAGAGUUGCUGAUGUCCAAGCUUCCUAGUAGAGUUUAUCCAACAGUGCAUCCCAAACCAGAAAAUCGUUGGUCUGCACCUGAUCUUGGCAAAACAACCCAAAUCAAGAAACCUAUGGAUAUCAAAGUAUCAUCAACAGAUUCAGAUUCGUCUUCUAGUAGUGAUAGUGACAAUGAAAGAAGAGAUCAAAUCACACAAAAGAAGCAAGAGGGGUUAUACAUGUCAAAACUCCCAACUAAUGUAACUACAGUAACCCAAAAACCAGCAAACCAGUGGCCUACCCUUGAUUUUGGAAGAGUUACACGAAUCAAAAGACGUCUGGAUAUCCAAACACCCACCGCAGAUUCAAGUUCAUCUUCCAGUAGCGACAGUGAAGAUGAAACCGGAGGCCACAUGACAAAACAAGAGGAAUUGCUGAUUUCACAGCUUCCAGGUAAAGUUCCUCCAAAAGUACAUCCUAAACCAGAAAAUCGUUGGUCUGUACCUGAUCUUGGAAAAACAAAAGAAUUCAAGAAUCCUCUAGAUACUAGGGCACAAUCUACAGACUCUGAUUCAUCUUCUGGUAGUGACAGUGUUAAUAAAAAAGACAAAAUGACAAAAUUGAAACAAGAGGAUUUAUUAAUAUCAAAGCAGCCAGUUCAAACAAGCCAAAAAGCAAGUCAAAAGCAAGGAAACCAGUGGCCUUCCCUUGAUCUUUGGAAAAUAAGACAAUUUAAAAGGCGUCUGGAUAUCAAAGUACCAGCAGCAGAUUCAAAUUCAUCUUCCAGCAGUGACAGUGAGGAUGAAACACGUGGGCAUGUGAUGCAACAAAAGCAAGAGGAACUGCGGGUGUCAACGUCUUCUACCAAGAUGUCAGCAAAGGUAAAAUUGGAAAAUCAUUGGCCUUCAUCUGGUCUUGGAAAAACAGACAUCAAGAGUCCUCUAGAUAUUAAGGUACCAUCUCCAAGUUCUGACUCAUCUUCUAGCAGUGAGGAUGAGACAAGAGGCCACAUGAAAACACAAAAGCUAGAAGAGCCACUGAUCUUAAGGAAUCCAGCUGACAUAAUUCAGUCAUUAAGAUCUAACUCAGAAAAUCAGUGGCCUACCCUGAAUCUUGGCCAAAUACCACGUAUUCAAAGACGUCUAGAUAUCAAAACUGUUAUUCCUCGUGAAUCAUUGUUGAAAGUUGACAGAGAGACAAACCUUGAAGGAGUCAAUCCAUCCUUAACCAGACAGGUUCAUAAUAAAACUUCAUCACCAUUGCUACGAUUGGGUCUCAGCAGCAAAUCCCUGGGGUUUAAAAAAUCUGCAUCACAAUCAUCCAGUAGUGAAAGUGAGGAUGAGAACAGAGACCAGAAAGCUAAAAUCAGAGAAGAUCAAUCCUUUACGUCAACAGCCUCAGAGAAGUUCAUAAGGUUACACAUAGCGCCCGGGAUAAACAUUCCUUACAAUCCAAAGACAGACCACAACAUCAAAUUGGUAAAGUAUACUGAUAUUUCAGGUGACCUGGAGAACAUGCCAACAAAUGACAGCAGAACAACACUUGAGGUAGACCCAGAGCUUCAGUCAAGAUGGGCCACAAUGAAUCUUGGCGUCUCCCGCUUCCGAAAGCGUCUCGAAAUCUCAUCCAAUGCAACAGAAUCCGAUUUGAACUCCCCACCAGACUCUCCUUUCUCCUCCGGCAGUGAAAGUGGUUCUAUGAGAAGACAAAGACUAAGGAGAAGGUUUGCUGGGAUCCAAGAAACAACGCACCAAAGCUCAUCUCCAGGGCUGGAAAAUUUUCAACUAAAUGUGUCUCCAACUCCAAGGAGUCCAGAAGACAAGUUCACUUUCUCAGAUAUAGUUAAACAGAGAAUAAAUAAAAAUCACAGUGAUAAAGAUUCAACUAGUCCAUCAAAGCAGAGCUCUAAUUCCUCUUCUAGCAGUGACAGCGAGGAUGAGACAAAAGACCACAGUGUCACUGACCUGAGUCGUGGUGUUCCACGCAUCAAGAGGCGUUUCGAUAUCAAGACACCAUCUCCAGAGCCAAGUAAUACCUCACCUUUUGUCAUUCAGAAUGAAGUCUUGACAGAGCACAAAGCAGUGCAAAGCACACAAGCAUCAACUAUCGUUGGACCAACAGAUGAAUCGCUUAUCACUUAUAAGCGAUCUAUUUUCAAAUCCUUAUCACUACCAGGCAGUUCUUUCACACCGACUGGCAGUCGUCAAACUGUUGACCAAAUACCUAAUCUUUCAAAAGAUGUGUCAAAUGACAAGGACGCGUCUCUUGCCUCAAAGGCCACAAAAACUACAAGCUUUGAUGACAUCAUAAAGAGGAGACUGAGACAAUCCAGAUCCAAGACCGAUGGAGACCUGAUGGAGAAAAUAAAAUGGACUCGUGUUGGUCAUGAUUUCCCUGACCUUUCAAGAUCCAAAUCAGGAGGAGGCGUGGAUGUAACGUCCAAAUCCCUGCCGCAAGAUUCAUUCACAGAACUAACUUCUCCCUCAUAUGAUUCUGCCAGUAGUACAACUGCCUUUAGCAUAUUGCAGCUCAGCAAGAAAUCAGAUGCAACACAAACACACAAAUAUUCACCACUUGGUCCUGAAGUCACACCCUCUCCCUCCGGUGAUGUUCUCAGUGUGCUUGGAAACUCAUCCCAAAGGACACCUGAGAUGCAGAGGGCUGCAUUAGGGGGCAAGACUGAGAGGAAAGGCCUGAGUGCCCUAAAAGCCAUGUCACGAGAGAGGAAAAGCUGGGAGUGGGAUGAAGAUACACAUCUUGCAUUCGAUACACAAGACAGCAGCGUCUCCAGUCACAGCCAGUCUGAAAAAGACAAAGUCUUGUCUCGACAGUCUCAAAUUCAUUCUCCUUCUGUGAGUGAGUCGAAAAAAGGUAUAGAUUUGUUGCUGUUGUACGGUGUCCCCCGCUACAAGAGACAUAGCACUGGGGACUCGUUGACAGAGGCUUCACUUCCUGAUCCAGCUACACCUCAGCAAGAUGACUGAAGAGGGGAAAGGUGGAGAUCUCCUUAAUAAAGAAAAGAUCCUGCUGGUAGAAAAAAUAAAACGUAUGAGAAGGUCUGAAAUCAGAAAAACUGGCAGCCAAUUGAAUUUUUUUUUUUUUUUUAAGUGUACAUUAUUUUUAAGUGUAAAUUAUUACAACCGUAUAAGCUUUGAAAUUGCAUGUAAAUAUUUGUGAUUAGUAAUUUUAGGAGCACCCUCAAUUAUGUUUAAAAAAUUUUUUUUGGUUGUCACUUUUAAAUGAUCAAGACACCUUCAAAUCAAGUUCAAUAUGAGAUCAUUUAUACUCCAACUUACAUUAAAACAAUUUCCUAAAGUUGUAGUAGAGCCUUAGUAUUUGUAAAAAGGUGGACUGUAUUCGUAAUGUCAGUUGUAUUUUUUUUUCCCCCAAACAUGUUAUACAGUCAGAGAAUCCAGGAAUCAGCCAGUAAGUUAAUAAACCUUUUUAUUUAUGUGUAUAGACAUUGGUUAUAGUGAAAACAAACAUAUAGACACUCAUUGUUUACAUACAUAUUUACAGUCGGGACAAGGCUGUUCAUCCUCCUGCAUUUUCAUUGGAGAAUACUAAAAGAUUCAUCUCUACACAGUAUUUGAUAAGCAAUGAAACAGUUAAAUCCAGUUUUUGCUAAUGGUGGAGAUCCCCAACGGAAUCGUAUGUAUGUGAUCCAACAACUGAUUUCUAAGUGCAUCAUGACAACUGCAGAAAAAAACAAAAUAUAUAUAUAUUUAUAUAUAUAAAAAAAAGAAAUAUUGCAUGAACUUCAAAAUAAAAUAAGAGUCUUCACACCGGUUGCAGCCGUCUUAUUACUCUAUACAUAACGAUGCGUGGGGAUGGGAUAAAUGCAGGAGGGAACUCCUGAUCCACCAUGAGGUUACAGGUGUGUUCCAGGUCGUAGUGGACACAAUUGUGUGUAUUUUUUAAUUUUUUUUUCAUAGGAAAAAUAAAACUAACAUGACUGUGUUUGUCAAAUUAAGCACAAAACACAUGCACAAAUAACUGUACAAAACAAAGCAUGUCUGAAAAAUGUUUUCAAAAAAUCUCAUCCAUUCACAAAAGGCUCUGUCAGAGCAUGCAUGCAAAUAGUAAAUCUUCUGACGGUGCAGCAUCACAUCACAGUCAAAGACAAAAAAGAUUUUAUACAUGUGUUACAAGAACGUUACACUAGGCGAACAGAACAGCAUAGCAUCAUCACGCACUUUCAAACGGUCAGUGUCCACAUUUAUUUAUUUUUUUCGUUCACGCCCUACGGGUGGUAUAAAGAAACGCUUUGAGCAAACCUACCUCGCUAGUCUAAAGGACGCCGCGUCCUCGGAGAGGUCUCGGGUGUUCCACUGCAGCUGUAGUAACACUGUCAGCGUUGGGAGGAAUGCUACUCAUUAAAAAGGAGACCAGAAACUAUCCGUGGACUGAGGAAGACGAACAGAUGCCAAAUACCGAGACAAAAAUGGACACCAUCUGGCACUAUGUAACACAGCCUAAACAGUCUGAAAUCGUCCUGAAAAGGUUACCUGACUACUUGUGUGUCACUGCCUGCAUGUCCUGAAUAUACGGUGUCUUGCAAAAGGCGUUGAGCACCCCUGAUUUUUUCCCCCCCCACGGUUUGUCAGGUUGCAAACACUAAACAUCGGAGCAUUUUGAUGGGGAUUUUUUUUAUUUAUUUAUUUUUGUGACAAAUCAACACAAAGCAGUGCAAUAGACUGAAUUGGAAGGAAAAUUAAGUUGUUUUUAUCCUAAAUUGAGAGUUGUGUGGUGUGUUUGUAUCAGGUCCCAUUUACUCUGGGGGAAAAAAAAGCAGAAAACUCUAUAAAGACCAAGGAACAGAGCAGACAGGCCACGGAGAAAGUAGUAAAGAUGUUUAACCACAAUGGACACAAGGUGGUGUAUGCGUACCACUAUUGCAUAUUAAAUUACACUGGAAGCACUUUUCUGUUCUCUAGUGGCCACACUCAUUCUAAAUCAUUUCCAAUAUAGCUCAUUUACUAAAUACCUACAUCAGGUACAUGCUAUAUUCAAAUUAAUAUAUUCUAAUUAAAAUAGUCUGAAAAAAAAAACCAACUUAUUUUAUUAAAUAACAAAUUCAGACAAGGAUUUAAAGCAAAGUCGACAUCCUGAGCUUGGAACAUCGUUCAGAGUAUUCAUCUUAAAAUGUAAGAUGAUGUUGUCUGUUUGUCUAUCCAAACAGACAACAGCUGGAUAAGCAGAAGAAGGUGCAGAAAACUGAAUGACUAAACUAAGACUCCACAAAUCUGACCCUCAAGUACGGUAUGAAUGGUCAAAGGAAAUGCAUUAAAGAAGUCUUCAGAAGUGGCAUUUACCAUAAGAUACAGUAAACUCAGGUCAGAUGAGUCCAUAAUUUGACUUUCUAACCAACAGGGGGGAAAAAACCCUGUUACGGAAAACUGACACUGCAUAUUUCCCACUUCAUCAUCCCCACCGUUAUUUAUGGUGGUGGCAGGAUUAUGCUGUGGUAAUACUGUUCUUUUCAGAAAUGGAGUUGAUAGGCAAACUACUAAAUUAGCAAAACACAGCAAGAAAAUCGGUUGGAGUCUGCAAAAAAAAAAAA